AUGCAGAACUUCAACAGGGCAGCCGAAGGACAGUUUCUGUUUCAGCACGAACUAGUAAAACAACAUGUGCAAAACCUCAUAUCACAAUGGUGCGCAUUGCUCAAUAAAAACCAGCCCGUUGCCGUGUUCCUGGCCUUAGAGAUUUGCAAGAGUUUACAAAAGGAUAAAAGUUAUGCCCUGUUGGAAAUGUUUCUAAACGCCUUGCCCGAAAAUGAAAUUUAUGGCGAAAACGAAGAAAUUGUCCGAGCUAAAAUUUCCAUCGCAUACGAGACAAAGAACUUUCAACUUGUUUAUGAAUUGAUUGAGGUAGGUUAGACUUCUUCGUCUUUAUAAUAAUGAUGUACAACAGUCAGGUUAAUUCUUUAUCUAUAGACCACUAUUUAAUUUAGGAAAUUUAAUUUACAAGUUGAAAUGUUAUGAAAUUAACAAUAUUUCAUUGGCAUGUUUCCCUAGAGAGGUUUCAAAUGACUUGCUGUAAAAAACGACGCAUCUUAUGAGUUCAUUGGCGAAAAUAAACAUUGUCUAAGCCGAGAAAUCAAAGCUAAAGUUUAUGUAAAAUGAUUAGUUUAUCACAUAUAAAACCACCAACACGGCAGUGUUUUAUCCGAGGCGAAGCCGAGUACCUUUAGGUCUGAUAAAACACGCACUGCGAAUGUUUUAAAUUGCUUCAAAAACGAUCAAUCUAGUAAGUUCAUUGACGAAGUAAUUUUCAAAAAAUACGUUGUGUAAGUCGAGAAAAUCAAAGUUAAAGUUUAUGAAAAUCAAGGGAAAUCUCUAUCACAUAUAAAGAUACGACAGGCUUAUGAUUUUUCUUUGUGUUUUCCUCAUGAAUUAUUACAUGUAAUUAGUUUUUUAAAGCUAAGUAGCUAAUUCAAUUAAAAUUUAAUGCACAAAUCGCCGUCCUAGUUUCGAACAGUUAACCUCAAAAUGCUUUUUUAAAGUUUGCUGUCUGCCCUGUUAAGCGCCAGUCUGUAACUCGUCAUAAAUCUAUUUUAUGCACCCGCAGAAAAAUCAAUUUCAAAACGGAGACGACUUGGUCCAAACUUGGGACAACGCACAUUAUGGUGAAGAAUUUGAACGAACUAAAAAACCGCUAUCUGCUUUGAACCGUUUCAGAAUUAGAGAGAGGUAAGGCUUUCCCGCAGCCUAGUGACGGGAAGAGAGGACCAGCAGAAUUCGACAAAUCUUUGAACCAUUUUUGCCCAGCUUCUAUACUUAUUUACAUCGAUGUUUUUGUAAUUUGUAUAACAUUAUGCCCGCGCGCAAAUGCACAUAUAUGCACUUUGUAAGAAUUGCAAGCGCGCAUUUAGUCAAUAAUUUUAUAUACAUCCCGCGCGAAUUUUGCAAAAGAAUGCAGUGUGGCCCACUGGUCUGGCCUCAGUAGAACGAGUGUUAAAAAUUUUAUAGGUUUCUACCACCGGAAACCAUCUGUCCUGGACGCGAAAGAAGGAAAGCAAGUUUGGGAGAGUCUUCAAGACAUGUUCUACAGCAAUGGUUGGAUGAACACAGAAACAAUCCUUAUCCUUCGAAAGAAACUAAAGAAUAUUUGUCAAAAGAGGCAAACGUUACCCCUGAACAGGUAUCAGAAUGUCAAAUGAAGAUUUGGAAAUGAGUGAAGUGGUACUUAGUCUCUAGGUUGUGCGCGGCCUUGUUGAAAAAUUUUUGCAUUCGUUCAGGCAAACAAGUUUUCUUUGCCAAUUACAGUGAAAAUACAAAAAGUGUCCCACUUCCGCUUCUGUAGUUUGUUGUGAUUUACUGUAAUUUGUUGUUUUUCUGUAGCGAUUACCGAUUUAUCGGCAAAUACUGCGAUAAAAUUUAAAUUUCGUUCCUUUUAUGCAAUGAAACUAACGAAAAAUGUAUUAUUUCCCUUUGCUACAAAUGAUCAUAUUUAAAAAUAGAAAAAACUAAGUUUUUUCGCGGUAUUUGCCGAUAAAUCGGUAAUCGCUACAGAAAAACAGAACAAAUUACAGUAAAUCACAACAAACUACAGAAGCGGAAGUGGGACACUUUUUGUAUUUUCACUGUAAGUUUUGUUUGCUCGUACCAUGGAUAAAAUAAAUCCUAUCCAUUUAUUUUAUUAUCCAUGCUCGUGCAGUGUACGGCAAAAAAUUGACAAUUUUUUCUUGCCAAAGAAUAUUUUGUUCGUGUGUACGACCGCCAACUUGACAAGACUGACAAGUGUACAAAAAAUACUUCUGUGGUUUUGGCGAAAAAAAAGCGGUCUCUCCGUGCACACGAGAAGACAAACUUGUCAAGGAAAACUUGUUGAUUGUACACACGAGAAGUUGUUCCCAGUUGUUGUAACAAGUUUGGAACAAGCUGUUAACAACUUCUAACAAGCUUAAUGGCAUUAUCAGACUUAUUACAAGGUUGUUCUAACAAGUCUGAUACAAUCACGAUAUAGCAAGAAUGCUACAAAGUUGACGACACAAAGUUGGAACAAUAUUGUUAUAUCAUGACUGCAGCGGACUUGUUGGAACAACCUUGCAACAAGUCUGAUAUCAACAACUUGGUACAAGUUGUUAACUGCUUGUUCCAAUCUUGUUAACAACUUGGGACAAGCAGUGCGAACCAAUUUGUUCAUGGCUUAUUAGCAGGCUUGCUACAAGAUGUGAGAUUUUUAUGCGUGUAACAUGGCGCCUUCUCAGAGGUAUAGAGGUACACAUGUAAAAACGCACAAGUUGUUACAGGUCUGCAAACAAGUUGUUACAAAUAUGUUCACAAACUGUGAACAAGUUGGCUUCGCACUGCUUGUCCCAAGUUGGCAACAAGUUUGGAACAAGCUGUUAACAACUUGUAACAACCUUGUUGAUAUUAUCAGGCUUUAGCUUGUUACAAGGUUGUUCCAACAAGUCCGAUACAGUUAUGAUAUAACAGUAUUGUUACAACCUUGUGUCGUCAACCUUGUAACAUUCAUGUUUAUCAUGACUGUAUCAGACUUGUCAGAACAACCUUGUAACAUUCUCGUUAUAUCAGGACUGUAUCAGACUUGUCAGAACAACCUUGUAACGAUAAGGCCAUGCAUCAAGCUUGUUACAAGUUGUUAACAGCUUAAUUGUUCCAAACUUGUUACAACAACUGGGAACAAGCAGUGCGAACACAACUUGUCGACAGCGUGUGAACAGAUUUGUAACAACUUGUUUGCAGACCUGUGACAACUUGUGCGUUUUGACGCGUGUAGCGCGCUAACUCGUGAUUGCCACGUUUGUUUUUUUUUCUUGAACUCUCCCAGGUGAAAACUUGGUUUGCCAACGCAAGACGACGUCUUGCUCGCAUGCAAGGUAAGGAAAACAGACGUGUAUCUUGGCAAAGAUACUCGAGGAAAAGAGUAAAAGAAAAAUGUCAUAAGCAUACAGGCUCCAGUACAUCUCUAGAAGAAGAUGACAACUGCAAGGUAAGGUGGAGUCAAUGAAGUGCUACCCGAAACUCUGUCUCAAUUUGCGAAAAGGAAAGUGUAGCUUUUACAUUUUAAUUAUUUGAGGUAUGCACGUAAAAAUCUCACAACUUGUCAACAAGAUGUGUUCGCAACAGGCUUGUAGCAAGCUUGUCAACAAUUUGUAACAAUGCUGUUAUUUCAUCAAGUUGCUACAAGGUUGUCACUCACAACUUGUUGACAAAUUGAUGAAUUGCAGGACGAAACAAGUUGUUGGAAGAACCUGUAACAAGUCUGUUGAGCUCAACAACCUUGUAGCAAGUUGUGAACAAGACGCUGACAAGUUGUCAACAAGCUGGGAACAAGCAGUGCGAACACAUCCUGUUGACAAGUUGUUGGAACAGCAUUGCUACAAGUCUGCUGCAGGUUUGUUACAACUUGUGCGUUUUUACGUAUGUAUUUGUUUUUAGAUUAUUGAACCAAAAGCAUUUGGACAGAAAGAGGAUGCAAUUCCUCUACAUGGUGAAGACAGCGACUUGAUGAGCGACAUGACAGUCAGUAUGUCGGACAAUGCUGGAAUAACGUCAAGACCUUCUCUACCUCCGAUCUCCUCUUUCACAUCACCGUGUGGUUUUGAAGGAAUCCAUAAAAGGUAAUCAAGGUUGGCUUCUAAACUGUUCUUCCUAGAGAUCCAGUAAGGUACAUACUUUAUUGUUCAGUGUUACUACAGCUGGAAACCUAAACUAACUUUAUUUAUACUGGAUAGCUCUAUCAGUUCUAAACUGUUCUCCCUAGAGAUCCAGUAAGAAUCAUUUCUUAUUGAUCCAGUGUUACUACAGGAGGAAACCUAAACUAAACUAACAUUUAUACUGGAUAGCUCUAUCAGUUCUAAACUGUUCUCCCUAGAGAUCCAGUAAGGUACAUACUUUAUUGUCCAGUGUUACUACAAGAGGAAACCUAAAGUAAUGGCUAGCUGAAUUUACUGAAAGAUAUAUAUAUCCUAUAUAUAGCAGUUCGACAAAAGUCAUCCCUUCAUUGAUCUAGCAUUAUCACAGGAGGAAAUUGGAUCACGUGAACAAUGUUUGCGGAGUUUGGUAGAGUCAAACUGGAAGCAUUCUUCUCCUUCGAAAAAUGUAAAAAUUGCAACCAGUAGGAAACAUAUUUGGAAACUGGUUAAAAAAUUGUUUUAUUUUAAAAACACAUUAACAAAAUUUUAAAAUAAAACAAUUUUUAACCAGUUUCAACCUUCCAAACUUUACUUUUAACUUCCAAAUAUUCUUAUCCUUUUCUUCUUCUUCUUUUGGAUCCGGAAUCGAAUCCCAGACUCAAAAGUGAAAGAAACUCUAUUGUGAUUCAGAAAAGCUGAAAAUUUUCAACUUUAAUUGUAUUUUCAGACUGGUAUGUCCACUUACCAAUGCAACCGACAAAUCACAGGAUAUGAGAAGUUUACCAGACAACAUUCCUCCAUUGGAAUUGGUAGAGCCGCCAGCCGUUGUCAAUCCAAGUCUACACGCGCCAACACCUUUAACGUAUUACUACGAUUAUUAUUCGUCUUUUCCCUUCCAAGUUCCGUGUUGUGCGAUUUGUAACUCGUGUUUUUAUCAAUUAAAUUCUUCGUUCGACUGUCAAGAUGCCCAUUUGAUCACGUCAGAGAAAACAUGGCCGACCAACACGCUUCCGUGUGGAUCUCCUGCGAAUCUACAGCGCUCUCGUGCAGCUUCGGCGUUAUUGGAUUUGUCUUCAGUACCGAGAAUGCCCGGAAUUUAAACCAAGAAAUGUACCGAAAAUAACACGAAAUUUAAUGUUUAUGACAAAUCUGUUUCAACCAUUGUAAAUCGUUUUGUUGUGUUGCGUAGAAAAAGUG
This is a messenger RNA of Paramuricea clavata, 5237 nucleotides long. The record is from the annotation of a GenBank genome assembly. NCBI's taxonomy places the organism in Eukaryota, Metazoa, Cnidaria, Anthozoa, Malacalcyonacea, Plexauridae.